This is a messenger RNA of Camellia sinensis, 1153 nucleotides long. The record is from RefSeq and is a predicted model, not a curated record. NCBI's taxonomy places the organism in Eukaryota, Viridiplantae, Streptophyta, Magnoliopsida, Ericales, Theaceae.
AUUCAUUCGAUGGUUCCAGAAAUUGGUGAGGGCUACUUGUCUAUGAAGACUGCCCAGGAUGUUUGGGAUGCUGUGGUUGCCACCUAUUCCUGCAAAGGGAAUUUCUCAUAGGCAUUUGAGUUGCGCGCUCUAUUGAAAGCUCUGUUCAGGAGGAGCAAACUGUUCUUUAAUACUUCACCUUCCUUACCAACGGCUGGAAACGCCUUGAUUACCUGCAGGACUAUAAGCCUGUUUGCACCGCUGAUUCAGUCGGGAACAGGAAGUUCAUCGCACAAGAAUGGGUCUUCAAGUUUCUGGCGGGCCUCAAUGUGGAGUAUGAUCCAGUUAGGAGUCGAGUUUUGGGUAUGGACACUCUUCCUUCACUUCAGGAGGCAUUUGCCUAUGUACAGAAUGAGAAGAGUCGCUGGUCUGCUAUGAUGUCCCGUCUCUACUGACCGCUUAGCAUUACUGUCUACCCCUCGAGAUGGCUUCAGCCUGACUCCCAUUCCUCCGUCUGUAGCCAAGGAGUCUAUAUUCUGUGAUUACUGUAAAAAGCUACGGCAUACUCGUGAGACGUGUUGGAAGCUUCAUGGGCCUCCAUCCGGGGAUCGAGGUGAUUGGUCUGGUUCUAGAGGAGGUCGGUCAGGCUAGUCUCAAGGAUGUGGCUCCCAUCCACGGGGUCAUCAGUCUAGUGCCAUUGAUACACUUGAUGUUAUUUCCGCUUUCGUUGGCCAGGCUUUUCAUGGUCUCUGUGGCAUGACAACCCAUGAGCUUGAGGAUGUUUUCCAUCGCUUGCUAGAUCGCCGGUCUUUUACUGUUCUCAGUACAUCUUUCUCGUCGUCUGUCCGCUCAGGUAAUUUAGCAUUUUCUCCUUGUGUUUUCUUAUCUCAUAAGUUUUUGCUCUGGAUUAUUGAUUCUGGUGCCUCAGAUCAUAUGGCUGGAUCCUCUGACAUUUUCUUUGCCUAUAAGCUCUCUUCAGGUCAGGACAAAGUUAGGAUUGCAGAUGGUACUGUUUCUUCCAUUUCUGGGAAAGGACCUUGUCAUGAGGAGGAUGAUUGGCAGUGGUAGUGCAGCAAAUGGUCUCUACUUCCUGGAUCAACUGGACAAGCUUGCUCAUUCUUCCACCACGAGUCCUACUACCCAAGAUGAUUUAUGGCUGGGGCAUCGGCGUCUU